Molecule: messenger RNA, 1061 nt
Organism: Prunus dulcis (almond)
Lineage: Eukaryota; Viridiplantae; Streptophyta; Magnoliopsida; Rosales; Rosaceae
Exons: 9
Coding region: 113-931 (272 amino acids)
Source: RefSeq, a predicted model, not a curated record
UCUCUCUCUCUCUGCUCCCUUCUAAAAUUCCUCUCUUGUUCUCUCCAUCUCUCUCUCUCUCUCUCUCUAGUAUCUACAACUGCGGCCAUUUGGAUCUGCCUUCUAGAUCAAGAUGGAAAACGAGGAUCAAUAUCAGCAAUAUGACUGCCUUCUAUUUGAUCUAGAUGACACCCUAUAUCCUCAGAGUUCAGGGAUUUCAGUACAAAUCACUAAGAAUAUUCAAGAAUAUAUGCUUCAAAAGCUUGGCAUGAAGGAAAGUGAAGUUCCUGAAUUGUGUAUUUCAUUAUAUAAGGAUUACGGGACGACGAUGGCUGGUCUUAAGGCUCAGGGCUAUAACUUCGAGUAUGAUGACUUUCAUAGUUUUGUUCAUGGGAGGUUGCCCUACGAUUCACUUAAUCCUGACCCUAUUCUCAGGGGUCUUUUACUUAGUCUACCUAUCCGGAAAGUGAUUUUCACAAAUUCAGACAAGGCACAUGCCGCUAGUGUGCUCGGGAAGCUUGGAAUAGAGGACUGCUUUGAGAUGAUUAUAUGCUUCGAGACUCUGAAUCCCACCAACAAUGCUGAUGAUUCUGUUGGUGCCAAAGAAACUGAAAAUAUUGAACAACCAAAUACUGGUUCUGUAAUUUCAAAGACCCCAGUUGUGUGCAAACCGUUUGAGCAUGCAUAUGAAGAAACUUUUAAGAUUGCAAACAUCAACCCCAAAAGAACGUUAUUCUUCGACGAUAGCAUUCGCAAUUUGCAAACUGCAAAGGAGUUGGGGCUCCAUACGGUAAUGAUUGGCACAUCUCACCGAACUAAAGGUGCGGAUCAUGCAUUUGAGAGCAUCCAUAAUAUCAAGGAAGCAUUGCCAGAACUCUGGGAAACCACUGAACAGUGUGAAAAUGUUCGAUAUUCGCGAGAGAUUGCAAUCGAACAACCAGUACAAGCUUAGGCCAUUUUUAAGUCAUCUGAAAUGUUGAGAGCUACAUUCAUCACAGGCAACCAUGUGGCUGAUGUGUUUCUUAUUUAUGUGAUUUUCUCGUACUUUGGAAUUGUAGAAUUGUAUUAUAUAUGUAAGCUUA